Molecule: messenger RNA, 10035 nt
Organism: Cladocopium goreaui
Lineage: Eukaryota; Dinophyceae; Suessiales; Symbiodiniaceae
Source: the annotation of a GenBank genome assembly
AUGGCGCUGCGCGUGUGCUACAUGUCGGGCGAGGAGUUAACAGAGUUGACCAUGGAGGAGGAAGAUACCGUGGCCAAAGUGAAGGGUCUUGCAGAUGAGCAACUCCCCCUUGGCACAGCAGUCUGUGCUUUGCUCCUAGACAAGGAGCACCUCCAAGACACUUGCACUGUGAAGUCCCUCAUGGAGCGCAGCGAGCGCAGCGAGCGCAGCGGACUGGAACUGGUGGCUGUGACAGGACCACAGAAGCCUGAGUCGUAUGUCACCUUGGACAACGGUGGUACACCUUUCGUGGUCCGUAUCUUGUCACGUGGCAGUGAGACCACUGUCACCAUCUGCGUCCGGAAGAGGGAACAUGUUGAUACGGAGGCGGCAGGAGAGACGGAAGAACUUCAGGAGGGCAUUUGGCUCCACGAGUACGACACCUCCUCGCCCCUGAUGCGAGAUGUCCCUGUGGAGCGUGUUUUUAUUGGCAAAAGCCCGGUGAAUGCGAUGACGACCUUUAGCGGUGGCCAUGGUCCCAGAUUCGAUGGGAACUCGGUCUUGUUGAAAAGGGAGAACGACUAUGUCUUCGUCGGCGAUGAGAUUUUUUCGUUCACUGCAGCAGCAGAGAUCGUGGACUUUGUAUCUCCGGUAGGCAACAGUUCGGUGCCAUAUCCCUAUUGCGUGGAUACAGAUGGUCGCCACUACCUCAUGCUCGAAGGUGUGGUACUUGAUCAAAUUCCAGCUCUAGAAACAGGCGAAACAGGCGGCGAUCCAUAUUCUUACUGGUAUGACGCAUCUGCUGACCGAUGUGAUUUCGAGUUGUUGUGCAACGGCGCCAGGUUGCGCCUUAGUACAGCCGCCCAGUGGCAGCGCUUUCAACGACAGCACCCGCUGGCGCGCAACGAUCGAACAAUCUUCAGCGAAACCAUUGGGGACAGCGGUGAAGAAAUCCAACUGGACAGGUUCUUGGAGCGUGUGCAAUUGAUGUUGUCGAUCCAUGGUGUUUCACUCUUGCAACGGAUUGCCGCCAAGAUCUUUGACCGAGCGGCGGAGAUUGUGAGCUCCAAGGCCAAGGAGGCCAAGGAAGAGAUGGAACACCCUCACACUGCAAAAGAGAAGGAAAAGACUCCGAGCGAGAAAAAGAAGGAUGAAUAUGACAAGAUCUUUGCACAGAAGAAAGAGCCAACUUUCGGCCCACCCCACGUCCGACUGGUCGCCUCGCCUCGCCUCGCCAUGGCUCCCACGGAGAUCGCCACCAUCGCCGAGAACGAGCAUGGCAGCGCCUUUGAGGUGAAGAUCAAGAGCCCCGGUGCCGAGAAUGCGGCGAAGACCGCAGCGCGCCGCCGCCUCGAGUCCUACGCCGACACGAACCUGCCGCGGUUGUUGGGGUCCAGGAGCACGAGAACCAAGCGCUGCGAGCAACGGGCUGAUAAGGCAAGGCAGCAGAAUGAGCAGAAGAAGGAGGUCGUGGAGAAAUUGCGAGUGGACUUGGCGCAGAACGCAGAUGCCAAGCGCAAUGAUCUGGCGCAACAGCUGGAGAAAGCCCAAGGACUCCGUGAAGGUGCCUUGUCCAAUCGCAAAGAACGUGCAGCUCAGCACUACGAGAAGGUGAUGAAGAAGAAGGGCGACGCCCAGCAGCAGGUCCUGAUGACGGCGGCCGAAGCCAAGCAGCGCUUGAACGAUGCCUUGGCUCAGAAGGAGACCUUGCGCGAACAGACCUUGAAGGAGAUCACCAACCGGGCAACGAAGUACAAUGAGAAGGUGGCUCUUAAGGUACAAGAGCAACAUCAGGUCAUGGAGAGCAAGCGUCAGCAGUCGAAGGAGCUGCCUGCGGAUGAGCGUUUGAUGAACUUGAGUUUGCGUCUCUAUGAGCAUCACAUGAUGGAGCUUCAGAGUCAGUCUUGGGAAGAUGCCAGCAGUGAUGAACACAUUUACUUGAAGACCAAACCAAGUCAUCCUCCAAAAGCCCACUCGGUGUCCCAUGGAGGGAUGCCAUCGGGCAACCUCUUUAUGGUCACGCAGAAGGCCGUGAACAGCGCGCCACAGGAUCAUGAGAUGGCCAAGUGGAUCCUGAUGACCCUGUAUCUCUGCCUGGCGAUUUUGGCCGUGAGAUACGCCAGCUGUUGUUUGAAGGUGGGGUGCGCCGAGCCGGCCGAGCCAGAAAGCGGCUGGCCUGAUUUUCGAGUGUCCCGUGCUGAUGAAUUGCUUGAUUGGCUGAUUCCAAGCUUGAAGGCCCUUUGGCAUGUGAAGGAAUCUUUGGAGGACAAGAAUUAUCCGCCCUACCUGGACGGUCAAUGGCAAGUAGAUGGAACCUUGGACGGAGAUCAACAGAGUCAACAGAAGGGCGCGGAUUGGACAUGGCUCAUUGCAGCUGAUUUCUGUCAGCUGAAGAAGAUUUUGUGCGACGUGGAUGAAUCCAUGGCAGAUCUGGGCUCCAGUGUCACCACUGAGGUUAGCCUCACCAGUGACUAUGCACUGCUGAACACCAAGCAACAGGAGGAGCCGGGGUCGACGUCUGAGUCGAGCCAAGAGGUCCAUGAGUUCCAGGCGGUGGUGCUGACGGUGCAACCAGCUCCUGCUCGGUGUCCACGGUCGGCCCCACGGACGCCGCAACGCUUCGCCUUUGGCUUGGCGCGAUACGUGGCAUCGCUGCAUGUGGUGCUGGGGCAUCUCAAUGCCAGAGGCGCCCUGACACACAGUGUGUACAUGGACACGUGGGGAUACACCUGGGUGCCCUGGUUCUUCAUGCUUAGCGGUUUCAUCCUUUGUGCUGCCGAGCUCAAGAAUCCUCGACAGGAGGGGUCCGUGGAGUAUGUGGCACGCAGAUUGGUUACAAUCUAUCCGGUCUAUGCUUUUGGCCUUGUGGUCGCAGCAUUGUUGACCUCGCAAGGGCCACCCCCUUGGGUCUUAGUGCUGCAGGCGUGGUUGCUACAAGCUUGGGUGCCGGUCAUCACCGAAUGGGGUCUCCAGAUGCAGUGUUGGUUCCUGUCCUGUUUGGUGCUCUACUGGGCCAUUUUUCCCUUCUUCUUCAGGAUGAUUCAGAAGAUGUCGUUGCACCAGGUCCUUUUGGGCAUGGUGCUGGCUGUUUGCAUACCAGUCCUCUACUUGCUGAUCCCUGAUCUCUUUUACGGUAAACCGAACUGGUAUGAGCAUCAUUCGUGGGGUCUCAUGCGGGAUGGCACAGACGCCCUGGUGGUGAUGUUAAAGUUUCAUCCCAUCUGUUAUGUCCACGUCUUUCUGCUUGGGAUGUUGCUGGCACAGUUUCGAGUGCUGAUGGCUGAGCUCCUAGCUGAUGUCGAGGACCUUUGGGUUGUUGGCAUCUCGAUGGACCUUUUAGCUCCUGUUGGCUACCUUGGCCUACUGCUGGUCUUCAAUUGGCCAAUGGUCUCCCCUCCUUUCGCGAAGCUAUCGGCGCGCAUCUUUGCGCUGCUGCCGCUGCAGGCCUGUGUGGUCCUGGGCUUGGCGGGAUUGGAUUCCUUUCCAGCACCGAGGCUGGCGAGCUUAUUUUCGAGCUUUAACUUCUUAGAAUCCUACUCAUAUUGCGUCUAUGUGAUGCAGUUCAUCUGCAUGACCUUAUGGUUCGGAGAGGCACAGCGAUUGAUGGUGCGUAAGGACUUUGAUCUCAGUUUCUUCAUGUUCCUGGUGGCCACCGCAACUUUUGUGCAGCUCCUGGUGCAGACUCCGUCGGACAAACUGUGGAAAUUGUCGCCCACACAGGCGUCCUGGAUCGUUCCCACGGUGAUGUCAUUGCUGUUGGUGCUCAUCUCAACGUGGAGAUGGAGGGGCGGACAGGACCAUGUGCUGCCCGAUCUGAUUCAAGGUGAUGGUUUCUUGGAUAUCCAUCUACCGUUGCGGAUGUCAGCAGAGGACUGGAGCACCACUGGUGGAGGUGCCUUCAUCAAUCCCUCAGCCACACUGGUGGAUGAGAGUCGAUUGAUACUGGCUGCACGGCUCCACAGGCGAUCCUACCGCAAGUCCACCUUCGAGAACGGAACUCUCUUAGAGGAGAUCUGGUUCUCGCAGAUUUUCUUGGGCAGUCUAUCUUUCGACUCGGAGGAUUGGCAAGCGCUGAACGCCUCCGGUGCCAUUCCUGGUGGCCAAAUCAACAUGCGUCCUUGGGAUGGCCUUCGAAUGGUGGAUUCGAAGCCUUGGACCUAUCCGAACAUGUGCUACCGGGAGAGGUGGCUCCCCGAGAACAAGACCAUGUUGAGGUUUGUAGUCACAGGGCCGGAGGAUCCCAAGGUCUUCCCAUUGACCACAGCGGGAUCCUGUUCAAAUUCGCGGACGGAUUGUUGGUCCUUGCGAGAGCCCACGGACUGGUGCGGCAAAAGCCCAAGUCACUGCGAGACUCAAUGCAACUCCAGAUGGUGUUCCCACCAGGAGGUGCAACUGGCGUUCAACUCCUACUCUCCCAAGGAGGGAAAGAGUUGCGACAGAAGAGACGUGAGCCAAAUGUUCCUAGCUUCAGGUGUCAAUGUCAGACAUCCAGAGCAUGUGAUCCAGGGCCGGCACUUGAGAUGUGGACAAUUGGACCACAACGAAAAGAAUUGGAUUCCUUUCCAGCGGGAGGGAAAGACGUAUGUGGUCUAUUCCUUGAUUCCCCACGUGGUCCGAGAGUUGGCAGACACCGGCAGCUGCGGGCAGCAGUGGCGCAGUAUCUUCCCAAAGUUGGAAGAGAUGCAGUCGCGGCUGUUGGAGAUGGCUAUUCGCGGUUCAGCACAGGCCGUCUAUGUGAACGCGCCCAACGCGACUCCUCAUUUGCCACGGCCGCACUACUUGGCACUCUUCCAUGCUGCGGAUCUAAAGGUGCGUCGCUAUGCGCACUACGCGUAUCGCUUCUCGCCGAAGCCGCCCUUCCAGAUCCUGCAGGUCUCCAAGGUAUUGCCACUGGAGAUGCUUCCAGCCAUGCCAGGGUGUGGAGACCUGUGGCCCGUGUUGAACUGGGGUGCCUUGGUGAAAAGGAUCUUGAAGAUCCGAAAGUUACAGAGGUUGUUCGCCUUUGUGGGGCCAGUAGACCCCAUGGUGAUGAUGGCGCAAAUGCUCCAACAAAUGCAUGUGGCCAACCAGAACACCAUGCAGCUGAUCCAACAGAAUCAGCAAGCAAUGGAGGCCAGAGACGCAGCGAUGAGGCAAGCUUUGUGCGCGCAGAGAGAAGAGACGACUGAGUCCGUGAGAGUGUUGAGUGAGUCCUUGGCAAAGCUGGCACCCAAGGACAAGUCAGGAGUGGUCGAUGUUAAAGGAGUCGGCAAACCUGAGGUGCUCCAAGGCGAGACAAAAGAGCAAAUAAAGCAGAAGUGGCCUCUAUGGUCAUUUGGUUUCACGACGUGGUUCGUAUCCCAAUACGAACAAGCAGAUGAGAUGUUGAAGUGGGCGGCAGCCUACAACGGAGUCGUGGAUGAUCGGGCGAUAGAGCUUGAAGUGGCCACCAGGCCAGGAUGGGAUGAUGCUGCUCGAGUGAACCGGCAGCUACACACGGCCUUGGUGUCCUUGACCAAGGGUGAGACUCUGUCUAUCCUACGCAAUUCGUUAGCCCAAAGUGGACUUGAUGGAUGGAGGCGACUUAGUCGAGAGUACGAGCCACAGACCGCGCAGUCCAACUACCACUUGUUGGCAAAAGUGUUGAGGCCUACAAAGGCCAAGGACUUGUCGAGCCUACGUGGAGCUAUCGAGACGUGGGAACGUCUCUACACUCAGUACCAAGAGAGGACCAGUGACGCGUUGAGCGAUCCCACUCGUCGCCUAUGCCUUCAGUCUUUGUGCCCUGACUCUCUAGCUGAACACCUGGACUUACACGCAAGCAGACUCGCGAGCUACGAUGCUAUGAGGGCUGAGAUCGACACGUACUUGGACAUCAAGACGUCGGUUCCCAUGCGCAAUCCGGACGCCAUGGAUGUUGACUGUUGGGACAGGACCGGAAAAGGCAAAGGAACUGGCGGAAAGAACGGAAAAGGCAAGAAGUCUGACGGCAAAGGCAAAGGGUCCUGGAAAGGAUCCAACAAAGGUAAAGAUUCCAAAGGCAAAGGAAAGCCUGGGAUUAAGUCUCUGGAAGGAGAGGCGCAGGACUCCAAAGAAAAGGGUGCUGAGGCUGAAAUCCAAGCGAUUUUCGUCCUGGAGGAGAGCAAGCCUAAGUCCGACGAGGAAUCCAGUAGAGGAAAGUCCACCGGUGAAGGCCGAGGAAAAGGAACUGGGUCAACCGAGGCGUUUAUCCGCUCUCUCCUUACCAACCUGAAGUCGGUGGAAGCGCGAGAGAUUCACCGAGCCAAAGUCGAGCUGAGCAAAGGAGGAUCCGACGAGGAUCGUCAACGGAAGUUGGAGGAGGAAAUCGCGGCAAGAAAGCAACAGCUUGAGGUCCUGAAAGGACGGAGUGCACGCUUCGAAGAAGAUCCACGGUACCGACAGGACAUCCGCGCUGGCCACAGCGUGCGGCUGUCCAAGCGAAAAUGGAAAAGCCGCGUGCGAGCGGCAAAGCACCGUGCGGAAGGGUCCACCGAAAGGGCCUUUGAAAGAAAGGAGCUUGACAACAAAUGGCACGCCAAGUUCCGCGGUUCGACCGAGGAUGUCGAGUGGAAAGCUGGAGUGGACACUCGCCGCCAACACCAGAUCGACCGAUACGGAGGUCGGUUCGAAGGAGACCGGGAGGACUUGCGGCCUGACUUGGUGAUGAGGGCUCUGAACUAUAAGGAGCGGAAGGAGUUCCGCCAGGAGGACGAUGAGCCUCUGGAAGAAGUCAAGGUUCGCAAUUGGUCCAGACCGCAAUGGAUGAAGCGCAACACAGCCGAGGCCAAGCACAAACACCUCAAGAGAACGGGUUGGAGACUCAGCCUGUUGCGGCAACGGAGCAAGGCUAAACGGGCGAAGUUAUGGAAGGAAGGUGCCCAUGUCCGCGCACGGAAAGGGUCGCUUCGACCGCUUCCGGCGGACAAAGGGUCCACGAAGAGAGAGCCAGACUUCGAGUUGCUCGCAGACCAGGCCUGGGCCAGAAAGAAGGCCAGGAUUGAGGAGCCGAACCUGGAAAACCUUGCAGACGUGGCUUGGUCCAGGAAGGAGAUCAAGACCCUGUCGCAAAAUCUUGAAUCGGCAGAAGACGACCAGGAAGCCGCUGAGAUCGAAGAGGAGAUCAGGGUGCAUGAGGCCAAAAUUGCAUCUUUGAUGCCGAGCAACGAGCAGAGAGACGAGCCACCAUCCACCGCAUGUGGGAGCCGAGACGUGCCCUGCAACGACUAUGAGGAGGUGGUUGUCGAAGAGGAGCCUGUGGUUGGACAACCCGACGUCUCUGAGGAUGACGAUGAGACUUGGGGGAAAUGGAAACCGAGUCAAUGCUUGGUGGACUUGGGGUUCUCCAAACAGGAGGCCCAUCAUUUGGUGCGCCACUACCGUGACGAGGGCUCCGUGGAGAGCCUUGAGAUCUUCAGCGUGGACGAGCCGGCAAUCGACGGCGAAUGGGAAAAGGUCUACGUCACUGUCGACAGUGGAGCUGCUGUUACUUGCUUUCCGGAAUCCCUGGUCCAAGGUUACCAAGUGGGUGAUCACUCUGGGCCAAAGCAGUAUACCAGUGCUUCAAACCACGAAGUGACGGCGUUGGGAAGCGCCAGCCCUGUGAUCUGCUUUGAAGAUUGGCAGGUCAACAAGGUCGAGGCUGUGGUGCUGUCCCCUCUGAAGAGGCCGUUGUUCAGCACCAGCCGAAUGGUUGCGGCCGGAUGGAGGAUUGUCCACGACAGUGAAGAGAACGGAGGAUCAUUUGCCUUGCAUCGGGCAAGUGGAAGGAAGUUGAAGAUGAUCGUCAUGGGCGGUGUCUACAAGCCGAGUGAGUCAUCAGAAGGAAAAGUUUCACCCAGCCAUUUUGGCCAAUCCCACGGACCGGAUCGUUUCGAUCGUGUCCGAAAUUCUGACAUUGCACCAGUGGAAGGAGAAUUCGAAGAGGAAAGCCUUGUGCCUUCACCAAGUGUAAUGGAGGAUGAAUCGCAUCCGCCGCAGCAAGGAGAACCAGCAGGCGAGUAUGAGGAAACCGAGCCUGGGUUUGAAGUGGACGAAGAUGAGGCUCAAAGUGCAGGUGUCCAAAAGACCCCGAGUGUUGACGAACAGCAAAUUCCCACCAUAUCGGUGGAUUACUGUUUCAUGGGCGAUUCGGCCACAAGAAGUGCAGAUUUGCCUGUGAUAGUGGUCCGGGACAGAAGGACCAAGUCGGUGUGGGCACACCCUGUGCCUUCCAAAGGAGUUGAAAAUCCCUUCGGAGCCAACCAGCUGUUGAAGGACCUUGAGUCCACAGGGUACAAGCGUGUCAUCUUGAAAGGUGACCAGGAAAGCAGCGUUCAAGCUAUGCUGCAACGAGUUAAGAAUGGGUUCCAAGGGGAGUGCGUCCUGGAAGAGGCGCCUGUGGAAGCUCACGAAAAGGCCAACGGAGAAGCGGAGAGGGCCAUCCAAAUGGUCCAAGGAAUGGCAAGAACCCUGAAGGAGUUCGUGGAGUACCACGCCGAGGUCGAGUUGAAAGCUGACCAUCCUGCACUCACUUGGCUCGUGGAACAUGCAGCCACUCUACUUACUCUCUACCACAAGGGAGUUCCAAAGGAUGGAAUGACUGCCUAUCAGAGGAUGAAGGGCAAGCCUUGGAGGGUACCAAUCCCUUCUUGGGGUGAACUCGUGGAGUUUCGACUUCGCGGUCGGUCAAAAAUGGAGUCGCGAUGGCAGCCAGGUAUCUUUGUGGGGAUUAACCGUAACUCUACAGAGAAGGCAGUGGCUACCCCCGAAGGAAUUCACUGGGUAGUUAGUCUGCGAAGAAAACCGGAGUUGGCCCGGUGGGAUGGUGCCAUGUUGAAAAAGAUCAGGGGAGUACCCUGGAACCCGGACGGUUCCGAGAGUGAAAGGUUGGACAAACCCUUGUCCUUAAAAGCAGAAGUUCCAGAGGUCGACGUUCGGGAGCCUGAGCCGUUUCGGCUCGAGCCCGCGAGUAGGAACUUGUACAUAACCCAAAAGAACCUUGAGAAGUUCGGCUACACAGCCGGAUGUCCAGCGUGCGACAGUGCACGAGUCGGUAAGAGGAAGCCCGGAAUAGCUCACAGUGCCAGUUGCCGGAUUCGACUGGAGAAAGCGGUCUCUGAAGACCCCGUGGAGAAGGAACGAUACGAUCGAGCCUUGCUGAAGGCGGCGGAAGCCGAGUUAGCUGCAGCGCAGAAGCAAAAGGAGGCUGAGAAAGCGGAAGCCGUGGUGGUCGACCAGAAGGAAGCUGGUGGAGCUGAGGCAUCAUCAGCAUCGGAUCCUUCGAAGUCUGGAAGGAUCGGACCUGCUCUAACGGCAAGGGCCGCUUCGGCCGCUGCCGGAGAAGAGGUUAGCAGUCCCAAGAGGUCAGUGGAGACUGGCCCAAUGACCGAAGAGAGGUCCCCGACUAGGAGGCGAGCCACAGAAGGCAGCCCCUCCAAGAGAAAGCAUGAGGGAGGAGGCGAAGAAGAAAUUGAAGCGUCGCAAGAGGCGCGUGUGGUCGACACUCGCGUGAUCGACACAGAAGCCUCGAUCAAUGAGUUGAUUGAGAUGCACCACGAUGAGUGCGUGUGUGCCAUAAUCGAUGAGGCAACAGAGCGGGGAGAGACCCGACCGGUGUGUGAAGAGCCAGAUUUCUUCGAAGCUCACUUCGAAGAAUUCUAUGACGAUAUUUCCAGGAGAGAACUAGACCCCGACCGGGUGGUCAAAGCCAGGAAAGAGGAAGUUGACUUCAUACGCAAGAUGGGCGUGUGGCAAGAAGUGGACAGACCCCGUGACAAGCCAGUGCUGAAAGGCAGAUGGGUCGACAUCAACAAAGGUGAUUCCACCAAUCCCCGAUACCGUUCGCGGUAUGUCGGCAAGGAGAUAAAGAAAGGCAGCAAGGGUGCCUUGGUAGCCGAUUUCUUUGCGGCAAUGCCACCUCUCAGUAGCUUCAAAUUGCUGCUGACGCUCGCUAUGGUGGAUCGGUUCUUCGGUGUGGAUGGGACGGUUCGUCCUCGCACCGAGCCGUGGGCACCGGCCUUUGCUUUUGCCUCCGGCCUGGUAGUACAUGACCAGCAGGCGGGACUCGGACCUUUUUGA